AUUUUCAGUUCAAAACACUAUCUCACAAAUAAAUAAAUAACAACCUUUUAGUGUGUGUGAUCAUUUGUGAAGAAAAUUGUAAGGAAAUAUGAUGAAGGGAAUGUUGUCAAAAAUAGCAGCAGGAAAUGGGCAUGCUGAAGAAUCUGCUUAUUUUGAUGGUUGGAAAGCUUAUGAAAAUGACCCUUUUCACCCUCUUAACAAUCCCAGUGGAGUUAUUCAAAUGGGUCUUGCAGAAAAUCAGCUUUGCUUUGAUUUGGUGAAAGAAUGGGUUCUGAAAAACCCUCAUGCUUCUACUUGUACACUUGAAGGUGUUGAUAACUUCCAGGAUAUUGCUAUCUUUCAAGACUACCAUGGCUUACCAAAAUUUAGAAAUGCUGUGGCUGGGUUUAUGGAAAAAGUGAGAGACUAUAGGGUGACAUUCGAUCCUAACCGCAUAGUAAUAAGUGGUGGAGCAACCGGUGCCCAUGAAUUAAUGGCAUUUUGCUUAGCUAACCCCGGUGAUGCUUUCCUGGUUCCUACACCCUACUAUCCUGGAUUUGAUCGAGAUUUAAGGUGGAGAACAGGGGUACAACUCUACCCAGUCGAAUGUCACAGCUCAAACAACUUCAAAGUAACAAGAGAAACCUUAGAAAAAGCCUAUGAAAAAGCUCAAAAAGAGCAUAUUAUAGUGAAAGGCUUACUAAUCACUAGUCCAUCAAACCCAUUAGGGACAGUUCUUGACAGAGAGACCUUAGAAAGCAUAUUAGCUUUCACCACUGAAAGAAACAUUCACUUAGUAUGUGAUGAGAUUUACGGAGCAACUGUGUUUGGUUAUCCUAACUUUGUUAGCAUAGCCGAGAUAUUGAUAGACCAAAAACAUAACCUGGAUCUCAUACACAUCGUUUAUAGCCUCUCAAAGGACUUAGGUUUCCCUGGCUUUCGAGUUGGGAUUGUGUAUUCUUACAACGAUGACGUUGUAAAUUGUGCUAGGAAAAUGUCGAGUUUUGGCCUUGUUUCAACCCAAACACAAACUCUUAUAGCAUCCAUGCUCUCGGAUGAUGACUUUGUCGAAAAAUUCUUGAUUGAGAGUAGUAAAAGACUAGAAACCCGACACAAUUUAUUCACUUGGGGAUUUAACCAAGUCGGAAUCCAAUGCUUAAAAAGCAAUGCUGGACUCUUUGUAUGGAUGGACUUAAGGCAACUCAUUCACCAAAAUCCAACUGAGGAAGGAGAGCUAGCUUUGUGGCGCGUAAUUAUCAAUCAAGUUAAGAUUAAUGUGUCACCCGGAGGUUCAUUCCAUUGCAAAGAAGCAGGGUGGUUCAGGGUAUGUAUUGCUAAUAUGGAUGAUGAAACUAUGCAAGUAGCUUUGAAAAGGAUUAGAACUUUUGCUUCACAAAAGAUUGCAAAACCUGUUACUCAUGCAAAGAUGAAGUGUUUUCAAACCAAUCUUCAACUCAGGUUAUCUGCUAGAAAAUUGGAUGACUUAAUGGGGGUUUCUCAAAUUGGAUCCCCUCAUUCUCCACUUCCUCAGUCGCCCCUUGUUCGUGCUCAAAACUAAGUUUAUUUGAUGAACAUUGGUAUGAUGUGAAAUAAAACUGUUGAUGAUCAAUUAAAAUGGAUCAAGAGUAUAUUGGGUUAUAGAGUGUGUGUGUUUGUAUAACCUUGAUUGUAGAUCAUGAA
Molecule: messenger RNA, 1659 nt
Organism: Amaranthus tricolor (Joseph's coat)
Lineage: Eukaryota; Viridiplantae; Streptophyta; Magnoliopsida; Caryophyllales; Amaranthaceae
Product: 1-aminocyclopropane-1-carboxylate synthase-like
Exons: 4
Coding region: 89-1537 (482 amino acids)
Biological process (GO): amino acid metabolic process; biosynthetic process
Molecular function (GO): pyridoxal phosphate binding; transaminase activity
Source: RefSeq, a predicted model, not a curated record